Molecule: messenger RNA, 874 nt
Organism: Tribolium castaneum (red flour beetle)
Lineage: Eukaryota; Metazoa; Arthropoda; Insecta; Coleoptera; Tenebrionidae
Product: protein D3
Exons: 1
Coding region: 219-773 (184 amino acids)
Source: RefSeq, a predicted model, not a curated record
GUAGUUUGAUGAGUGUGAGUAUUUGUGGUAAAAAUAUGUUUCUGGGGGAAAAUUAAGGACUUCGACAUCGACAUAUAUAUUUAUUUAUCAAGAACGGAAACGAUUCUGACACACCUGUAUAUCAAAAUACUCAACUCAAUAAAUAGUUCGUAUUUAUUUUUGCUUAUCACUCUCGACAGUGGCAGUCACUGUGAUUACACGUAGUUCCACACCUCAAAAUGAACACUACCGACGUGGUGGACGCCGUCGACACGGCCCCUUCGGCCAAAAUCACCAUCACAUACCCAGGGGGCAGAACAGUGGAAUUCGGCAAAGAGCUCAAGCCCGAAGAAGUCAAAGACGAGCCCCAGGUAUGCUGGGACGCCGCCCCUGACAAGUACUACACCCUCCUCAUGUUCGAUCCGGACGCCCCCAGCAGAAUGGAGCCCAAAAUUGCGGACGUGAAGCACUGGUUAGUGGUGAAUAUUCAAGGGUGUGAAGUGAAAACUGGAGAAGUGAUUGCGGAGUAUAUGGGGUCAGGAGCGCCGCAAGGGACCGGCUUGCACAGAUACAUUUUUCUAGUGUUCGAACAGAAAGGAAAAAUGCAAUUCAAGGAACCCAAAAGUGGCAAACUGGACAAAGAGCACCGCAUUAGCUGGUCGAUGAGGAAGUUUAGAAGGGAGAAUGAGUUAGGGGAAGCGUAUGCUGGGAAUUAUUUCGUCGCUCAGUGGAGUCCGUUUGUUGACGAGUGGCGGAAGCAAUGGGAAAUGGCUGCUAAUAGUAGGGGGAACUAAUGUAUCUAAUUAAUUUAUCGACCAAUGUUACUUCAAUAAAUGUUGUAUGUAUUUUUUUCGCAACUUUUUAAAUAAACAAGAUUUGAAUCUAAGAAAUGUAA